UGUAAAUAUAAGAUGUACGACCAUUUUGAUAUGGACGAUCCAAGAGACACCAAAUUCCUAGCUGAUAUGUUCAUUGUACAGAAAGAAUACAGGAAAGCCUUCACUGACCUGCCAGGCUCUGGGACUGAUAGUAAGAUCACAUGCAAACAAGGCCUGAUUUCUAAAAUAGAGUGUUGUAUUGACAACCUAUGUGCUAAUAAUCCUGAGCCAAAUUUUAAAAAUGAGAGGAAUUUAUACGCUGAGCAGCUGAAAUGUUGCAUUCUCACAAAAUCUCCGAAUUUAUUGAAAAUAAUUCAUGAGAAAUUCAUGCCGAAGGUAGAAGAAGAUGAUUUCGAGCCACUAAAUCAAACUUUGUCAAGAUAUCUAAUGCCAAACAAGCACAACCAAUCUUCUUUUGUUCGCACACUUGAGAGUGGGAGUGUCAAGAUGGAAGGGAACUCCUCUUUCGGGUCUUCACACCAAGAUAGAAAAUCCCAAAAAGCCUCUUUUACUGUUAGGAAGAAGGAAUUGAAUGUAGAAAAAUAACCAGAACAGAGAUGACACAUUAGUCCUUCAUGAUUCACAAAUUGCACAUGUUAAGAUUUUAUCUGAAGAAAGCCAAAAUGAAUCAGAAAUCUGCCCUAAUACCACAGAUUCUGGCUCAAAACAGGAGAUAUAUAAUGUGAGACUCGAGGAUGAUGACCUUGUUAUUUGAAAGAAGGAAGAUCUAGAUCUUUCUAAAACAACUAAUUUGCGAACAAUUAACCUUGAUCUUUGUGAAGAUUCUAAUGAAAACUCCAUUGAUGAUUUUAAGCCAACAGUUGAGAAUAAGCAGGGAUCCGAAUCUGAAAGAAUAACUGAUAUCACACCUAACGAUGAUUUUAUAAACAGCAAGUUUCAGAAUAGCACUGCUGAGUUUAAAAGACCUACUAUCCGAGAAUCAGAGAUUACAAUCCACUCAAUAAGAUGAGCCGAAAAUUGCCUAGAGAGGAACAUUCUUCAACCUCUGCAAGAAAAUUUCCAAACUCAGGAUAACGAUCAGUUAGAACCUAUGGAUACAUUUUCUUCUUCAGGUAUUCACAAAAAUAUGAAGUCAAAGCAGACUUGUAGUUAUAUGUCGCAAUACAUUAAGAAACCUUCUGCCACUAAAGUUCUUGGAGAAUUGAACUUUACACAAGAAAAUAUUAAUACAUCUAUUCGUUCAAAAUUGGCAAAAAAAAGUCCAAUGCAGAAGGGAAAUCCUAAGCUGCAGAAGAAAAACCGAAGUCCUAAGCCUCAGAUAGUUUCUAUCAAGAAGCAUAUUGAGAGAAUCCGAAGAUCUCCUUGUAAUAAGAAUCUGAAGAAGGAGAUUAAUAAGCAUCAGCCUCAAGCUAUUUUGAGGAACCAUUUGAGCCCUCGAACGCCGAUCCUACUAAAAGAAGAUACCAACUUGCCUCUUAUGAACUACAGUAAAUUUAAGGAUCAGUUGAAAAAGACAGAGAAGCCUCAGAAGAGGAACCUUCAAAGGAAGAGAAGUAGUGUUAAAAUUAAUUAUAACACUAAGCCAUACGGAAGGAAGAACUCCAUCAAUUCAACUUGCAUAAACCUCUAUUCAAGCAUGAAGGAACAGACGGUGAUAAAAAAAAUGGAAGAGGAAAGCAAGGCAAUCAAAUCUAUUACCAAAUCUCUUCAUACAAAGAUGAACAGGAAAAGAUCCCACUCAAAACUUCAUGGCUUUCAGACAGUAGAUACUGAUAUAUCGAUCAGCUGCAAAGUUCCAGGAAGUAUCAGGCCAAAGGGGCUUCCAAAGAAGGAAGCCUACUCAAGGAUUAGAGCUUCAAGGGAUAUUUCCACUACUUCCAGGAAUAAAAGCUUGAAAUCAAGGAAAAAUAGCUUAGUUAGUAAAAAUUGAAGACUUAUGCAGAGGAAAAGAUCAACAUUUUUCUAACAAUAGAGAAGUGAGAGUUAAUAAUUCGGUGUUUUCAAUUUA
Messenger RNA from Moneuplotes crassus, 1948 nucleotides. The record is from the annotation of a GenBank genome assembly. NCBI's taxonomy places the organism in Eukaryota, Ciliophora, Spirotrichea, Euplotida, Euplotidae.